AUGAACAUAAUGCAACUGAAACACGAAGAAUUUGAUACGCCACAAUGCAGUCGCGAGAACAAUUGCUUGACAGUACCAAACGCGUAUUGUGCUCGAGUUGAUGACACGCAUCAGUAUUGCCAAUGUAUUACCGGCUUCGAAGGCGAUGCUAUUCCUGGAGGACCACCAUGCAUACGAAUUGAUUUCUGUGUGAAGGCAUUACAAGCGCUUGACUUUGGUCAAGAGGUGUGUACGGCUAACGAAAUUUGCGUCAACGAUAAACUCAGAUAUCACUGUGAAUGUAAGCCAGGUUUCGAACGUCUCAAUCAAGGCGAGGAUUGCACAGAUAUUGACGAAUGCUUGAUUGGAUUCGGACAAUGUGGACUAACGUUUAUAUGUGUGAAUACUAUUGGAAGCUAUUCGUGCCAAUGUCCACCGGGUUAUCUUCUGAAUGCGAAUGGAACUCUGUGUGUGGAUAUUGAUGAAUGCCUUCAAAACUUGAACAAUUGCACGCAACCAUCACAACGCUGUAUCAAUUUACCGGGCAGUUUCCAGUGUGAGUGCAACUCACCAGCAUUCAUUAGCACUGUGAAUGGAUGUGUUGAUAAUGAUGAAUGCCUGAGUUAUCAAUUCAACUGUCCAGAAUACUCGACUUGUUUGAAUACAUUAGGCAGUUAUAAGUGUGCGUGCGAUCAAGGUUUUAGACCAGAAAUCCGUGGCGAUAUUAUUGUUCGAUGUGUGGACAUAAACGAAUGUGAGGAACAACCUGAUGCUUGUCCUCGAAGUGCAAAAUGUAAGAAUCGCAUUGGAUCAUACGAAUGUGAGUGUAUGCCUCCGUCGAUUCAGCACGGUCUUCGUGAUUGUGUUGUCAAUACGUCGUGUCCGAACGAAUGUAGCGAACAUGCGUACUGCUUGAAGAGCGAACGACCUGACGGUGCUGUCUAUAACUGUACCUGUGAUGUGGGUUAUGCCGGUGAUGGAGCCAUCGCAUGUCUA
This is a messenger RNA of Anisakis simplex (herring worm), 975 nucleotides long. NCBI's taxonomy places the organism in Eukaryota, Metazoa, Nematoda, Chromadorea, Rhabditida, Anisakidae. The record is from the annotation of a GenBank genome assembly.